This is a messenger RNA of Penicillium malachiteum, 1596 nucleotides long. RefSeq names its product putative amino acid permease. Gene Ontology annotation, cellular component: membrane. Gene Ontology annotation, biological process: transmembrane transport. Bases 1 to 1596 code for a protein of 531 amino acids. Gene Ontology annotation, molecular function: transmembrane transporter activity. NCBI's taxonomy places the organism in Eukaryota, Fungi, Ascomycota, Eurotiomycetes, Eurotiales, Aspergillaceae. The transcript is spliced from 5 exons. The record is from RefSeq and is a predicted model, not a curated record.
AUGGCGAGUCACGGCAUCGAAAUGGGCCAAAUGGCUGCCAAGUCAGUUCAGGUCAGCGUGUCGCAUGCUCGUUCAGGCUCAGAUGGUGGAUAUCAUGGCGGUGUUUCCACAUCAAGGUCAAGUAGGAAGAAUUUGGAGCGAAAAUUUGGAUCUCUUUCAAUGCUGUCACUAUCACUUAUUUUACUAUCUUCAUGGGAGUCUAUUGCGAACAGCUUCGCGUCUGGUCUUCUGAAUGGCGGUCCAGCAGGCCUCGUCUGGGGCAUGGUGCUAUCAAUAAUAGGAACAAUGGCGAUGGCCAUGUCGCUCGCUGAGCUAGCAUCGAUUUGCCCCCGAGCAGGGGCACAAUACCACUGGACAGCCGUUCUAGCACCACCCAAGAUUCGCGCUUUCACUACCUGGAUGCAGGGUUGGAUUACUGUUUUCGGAUGGCAGGCUGCAGUCGCAAGUAUUUGUUACUUGAUGGCAACCCAGAUUCAAGGAAUGGUUCUAUUGAAUAAUUCGGACUAUAAUCCUAAGCAAUGGCAUGGCACACUUCUCAUGUGGGCGAUUGUCCUUUCUGCCGGCUUUAUCAACAUCUAUGGAAUCAAGAUCAUGCCGGCCUUACAGAUGCUUGGGGGUAUUAUGCACAUUACCUUCUUCAUUGCAAUUUGCAUUCCUCUGGUCCUCUUGUCUCGCCGAAGUACCUCAUCGUUUGUCUUUACUGAGCUGAUGGUAGGGGAAGAGGGAUGGCAGUCACAUGGUGUUGCUUGGUGUCUUGGGAUGUUGGUAGUAACAUAUUGUUUUCUGGGAUUUGAUGGAGCAAUUCACAUGAGUGAGGAAGUUCGCAAUCCGGCAGUCGUUAUCCCUCGCAUCUUGAUCCAAACCAUCGCUCUCAACGGCUUGAUGGCCUUUGUCUUCGUGCUUGUUAUACUGUUCUGCCUCAACAGUGUGGAAGACGCAUUGAACCCGCAAUAUAUUUACCCGAUGAUUGGGAUCUUCAAGAGCUCUACACAAUCCGUAGGCGCCGCCACUGCUAUGCAAACUGGUAUCUCUCUCAUUGGAAUGGUGUCCAAUACUGGUGUGGUUGCAUCUGUCUCACGGCUUACUUGGGCUUUCGCUCGCGAUGGCGGACUCCCGUUCUCUAACUAUUUUGCCCAUAUCGACCGCAAUCAGCGCGUGCCAAAACGCGCGAUUUACCUUGUGUGUGCCGCAGUCGUCAUUCUCUCUACAAUUAACGCCGCGUCAGAGACUGCUCUGAGUGCCAUUCUUGCUCUUUCGACCAGCUCUCUCUACGUCUCAUAUCUUAUUCCGAUCGUCAUGAUGAUCAUCCGGCGAUUAGAUACCAGUCGAGGGCCAAUCCAGUUUGGACCUUGGAAUCUGGGACGGUAUGGCAUGGCGAUCAAUGUUUUUGCGCUGGCUUUCGGCAUCUUCGUCUGCAUUUUCGUUCCCUUCCCUACAGAGAUACCUGUCACAGCUGCUAAUAUGAACUGGUCAGGUCCUGUUUUUCUUGGAGUCUGCAUAUUAUUGAUAAUAGAUUGGGUAUUCCGGGCUAGGAAGAAGUACAUCGGACCAAUGAUGGAUGUCAUGCAGCCAGAGAGCAAGCGGAAUAUUCCUUAA